Molecule: messenger RNA, 3727 nt
Organism: Paralichthys olivaceus (Japanese flounder)
Lineage: Eukaryota; Metazoa; Chordata; Actinopteri; Pleuronectiformes; Paralichthyidae
Gene: cchcr1
Product: coiled-coil alpha-helical rod protein 1
Biological process (GO): protein export from nucleus; cell differentiation
Cellular component (GO): centriole
Source: RefSeq, a predicted model, not a curated record
UGUUCCUUACACUUUCCCAUGAUGCACUGCGCGACUGUAAUAGUUGGCAGUUAGGAAAGCGAUUUAAUUUACCAGAACUUUAUAAACAUAGUUGUUUACCUGUGCGCUGCAGACACCUGCCGUUUCACUUUCAGAGACUUUGAGCACGUGAGGGAGAGCUGGUUUCCGGAAGGUUACCGCGGUCACUACGGCAACGGCGAGUGACGUGACAGUCGCGGGAGAGUAAACGGUUGAAGGAGCGGACUGUUUGUCUGCAGACAUGGAGACACUCGACGAGCUCAGAGCUCCCACUGACUUCACCUCACCCGCUGUGUCAAGGACCGUCCAGGAGGACCUGGUGCCCCCGUCACAUUUUGCAUCGAGUAUCCAGUCUGCUGGAGCCCCCAGAGGCGUUAAGGUCACAGGGACAACCCCACCCAUCUCCUGGUUAAAGCCAGGCGUGACAUCAGCACCAUCAGGGGAUCCCCAUCCUGCCAACCCAUGGCUCGCCAUCACCCAGGCCCAACAGGAAAUCUUGGAACUGAGGAAGGAAAAUCGACGGAUUAUGAUGUUACAAGAAAAUAGCAUAAAAGGAAGGAUCCCUGCAGAUCAUCCAACAGAUCUCAGGGCGAGAUCUGCAGAGAGAAGUGAGCAUUGGUCCAGAUGGGACUCCGAGUGGCGUCUGGAGGCAGAAAAGCACAAGGCCGAAGCUGAGAGAUUGAAGGGCCAGGUGGACACCCUGAAGGAGUGUGUAGGGAGACACAGAGAGGAGAACAGAGACAGCACGCUAAACAGACAGAACCUUGAGCUGGAAGCGAUGCGUGAAGAGCUAUGUAAGACGAAGACUGAACUGAGCAAAAUCAGAGAUGAGCUCACUCACAGCAGUGUGCAGAAGGAGAAAAUAAGCUCACAGCUUGAAAGACUAAAAAGCGAGUCUGGCGAGGAAAUCGCAAGGCUGAGGAAAGAAGUAGACUGGAGGAAAGAGGAAACCCGGGAGCUCGCUCUGAAGGCUGAAAUGGGCAGAUCACAGGCUGAGGAGGAAGUCAAACAGCAGACGCUGAGACUUUCAGAACAUUUGGAGCAACUUCAGAGGAAGCAAGAGGUGGAGCUGCAACAGUUGAAUGCAUCCCACUCAGCAGAGUUGGUUGCAGCAAAGCAAACAAACAGCGAACUACAGGACCGACUUGAAUCAAUGGCCUCAGAAGUGCUGCGGCUGAAGAGCACUCAGAUGGAGGUGUCUACCGAGAGAGAUGAGCUGAAAGAGCACAUAAGCCAAAUGGGACAAGCUCUUGAAACACAAUCUGCAACACUGCACAGCCUCAGAAAUUACAUAGGCCAGCUUGCCCCAGAGCAACGAGAGAAGGAACAAUUAAACGAAGUGGUUGAGAGGCUGAACAAAGAGAAGGCUACUCUUAAGAUGACCGCUGAGCUUUUGACAAUCAGACUUAACUCUGUGAAUGAGAUACUCACCCUUCAAGAAGAGAAAAUGGGGAAGGAGACCUUGACAGGCCCACAUGUCAAGAAUGGAUCCGAAGGCCUUCAAGUGAUUCAACUCUGGAGAGAAAAGGUGUUCAAGUUAUGUGUUCAGCUUCGCUCAAAGGACAUUGAAUUAAGAGGAGAAAAGGAGGAACUCCUUUCAAAACUCAGAUCUUUGGAGCUGCACCUCCAGCAGGAGCAGCACCGGACUAGUGUCCUCCAGCACAGUCUAGAUGACAGGAUAGCUGAGCUGGACCUGGAGAGAGUGGAAAAGGAGACAUUGAAACAUGACUUGGCCCAGGCUCACAAGGAAAAUUCUCAGCUGAAGUCUCAGAGCCAGAAAUCAGCGGCUGAACUUAAAAUCCUGACAGAGGCCGUGCAAAGAUUCCGGGUGGCAUUUGAAAGUAAGGUGGCAGAAGUUGACGCAGCUCAAGGAAGGCUUAGCACUUUCACCCAGAGGCUAGUUUUCGCUAAAAGACGAGUGGAGACAAUCCAAGGUUUGAUCAUGAGGAGAGUGGCUCUGCAGAAAAUUCAGCAGGCCAGUAAACAGGUAGAACAGGACGCUGACAGCCUGACAAACCUCCAGACAGAGCUCGGUUUGGUGUGUGAAGAGAGAGACAAGCUCACACAGGAGCUCAAAAGAACCCCGGAGCUCAUCGAGAAAGCCUUGGCCGAUCUGAAAGAACAGUAUGAAAGCAGACGGAGGCAGCAGCAACAGGAGCUGGAGCAGAGCUGGACAGAGGUCCGGCAAGCUGUGGCUGGGAGAGAGGAGGCAGAGCGGAGCCUGCAGGACAUGCAGGCUCAGCUGGAGGAGUGCAAGGGCAGUCUGGAGAAACUCCGCUCUGAGCUGCUCACCCAGCAGGAGCACAGCGAGCAGGUCCUGCAGGAGAGGGUGUCUGAGAUUGAGCACCGCUGUGCUGAGAAGCUGAGAGAGAUGGAGGUUCAAGUCAAUACGGCCAGGAGAGAGCACACCAAAGCAGUUAUGACAUUGCGGCAGUUUCAGAGAGAGAAAGCAAGGAAGCAGGAUGAGAAGAGAGAAACUCAGUAUUUAGGGGGUGUACACACAAAGAGGGAAGUUCAGAAAACACAACCAAAGGAGAUGGAAAAGGACAAAAGUCUAUUGAUGGCCACUGUUGCAGAGCGAGGGCUGGCGAGUGAGUACACAAGAGUUCCUGCAGCAGCUUCACAAAUCUCUGCUGCUCCCAGAGAACAACAACCAGAACCUUCAGAGAGGGGUAGCUCUGUGCGGGCAAAGGUCCAACUGCCUGCUGAGGAGAGACUCCUGUCUGUUUUGGAGGAGCUCCGCACUCUCAGUGCUGCAGUGGUACACAGCUCUGAGGACUCUGAGGAGGAGGGAGAGAAAAACAGCGUGGGUCCAUCCACAGACAGCUUGCACAGCUGAUACCUGAGGAUGAGUCACUGGAGGCAGUUAAAACACCUUCAUUUGUACAAAAGGUGGGCAGUGUUAAAGAUGUAGUAGCCAAUUACAGUCAGUGGAAACACAUAGUUUGAGCCAAACAUCAGAAAAGCACGCAUGUCACAUUUGCCGGUGGGUGUACAAGAAUAAUAAUUGGUAUUUAAUGCACAUGACACGGUGUGCAUAAAUAUCAGUUAUCUACAGGAUAAUGUUUAUACACAGAUUCUGCAUGUGAAUAUGCAGAAUAGCACUUAAUGGAGAAUAGCCAAAGUCGCAUCUGGACCUAAAACGCCUGCACGGUUUGGAGUGCAAACAUUUUACGGCCAAAAGAAGAUGGAGUCUUGGUCUGGUUACUCACUGUCUACACCAUAAGUUCCAAAAUAUUGGUUGUUGCCCCAAUAUUUUGUUAAUGUAAAAUAGCUGCACAGAUAGUGAUGACUUAUAAAUAAAUGCAAACAUGUGACUAGAUGGAAGCCUGCGAGAUAAAAAUACAACUGUACAACUAGUACUUUCCCUCCUAAUGUGAAUAGAGUAUCUAUCAGUAGUCUGUACUGUUCAGUUCAUGUGAUGGUCUAAGUAUUUCUUUGCUAUGCUGAGGCUGGUGUUUUACUUUUCAAUGCAACCUAAGUAAUAAAGUAUGUUUUUAUAGUUAAUUACAUGGUCUUCAACAAUAUGGUCUGGGGGGAGAUGGUGAUGAAGAAAUUCAUGAUUUGAUAAAAACGGAACUUCAAGUAUUGAUGUCAGAUCCUAAAGAAGAAGAGCAACGAACACAUCUGAUGUCUGGGUUUUACAUUAAGUAAUCAAUCAUUUGAAAAAAUACACGGGAGUCUCUCAGGUCUGUCAAAUCAAAGUUAA